Molecule: messenger RNA, 1123 nt
Organism: Tripterygium wilfordii
Lineage: Eukaryota; Viridiplantae; Streptophyta; Magnoliopsida; Celastrales; Celastraceae
Product: beta-carotene isomerase D27, chloroplastic
Exons: 7
Coding region: 32-820 (262 amino acids)
Molecular function (GO): iron ion binding
Source: RefSeq, a predicted model, not a curated record
UUUCCUUUUCCCUUCCCACAAAAGCAUCUUCAUGGAAGCCAAGCUAUUUACACAGAGCAGGAUCUCCUUCACAACUGGUAAUCGCCGGAGAUGCAUUCGUAGGGAUGAAUACUCACCUGUUCUUGCAGUACUCACCAGGCCAUCUGAAAAUACAAGCCAAAUAACCGAUAAGUCCAGCGUAAAACAAGCAAAUGACUCCGCAGGAAAAACCAGUGUCUACAAUGAUAACUGGUUCGAUAAAAUGGCCAUAAACCAUCUGUCCAAAAGCAUACAAGCUGUAACAGGGAUAAGAAACAACAAGACUGGUUUUGAGAGCUUGGUGGCGGCAGCAACUGCUACGUACAGGAACUUCAAUCCAAUCCAACAACAUGAGCUCGUCAUUCAAGCUCUUGGGCUGGCCUUUCCAAAACCAAUCAUGACCAUGAUAAGGACAAUGCUACCCAAAGCCCAAUUCACAAGGGAGUUUUUCGCUGCCUUCACGACUGUAUUUUUUGCUUGGCUUGUUGGACCCUGUGAGGUGCGCGAAUCAGAGCUCAAUGGGGAAAAAGAAAAGAAUGAAGUCUACAUAAAAAAGUGCAGGUUUUUAGAAGAGAGCAAUUGUGUUGGGAUGUGCACUAACCUCUGCAAAAUGCCUUCUCAGACCUUCAUAAAAGACAACCUGGGAGUGUCACUCAACAUGGUUCCCAAUUUUGAUGACAUGAGUUGCAAAAUGAUAUUUGGUCAGGAUCCUCCAUCACUGGCAGAUGAUCCAGCAUUCACGCAGCCGUGCUAUAAACAAUGUAAAGUAAAACAAAAGCACAGAACGCAGUGCCCUGGUUGAUGUUUGAAGAUGCAGAAAAAACUCAAAAAGGGAUUAUUGGAUAUCCUUCUAUACGGACAAUUAACCUAUCAAAUACUUCUUUCUUACUGUUUAUAACCUAGUUGGCAAAACGACUAUCUGCAAGUACAGCAAGAUGCACACACUUUUGCAACAAACAAAUUACUUCUUAGGUCAGGCAUCGACAAAACCAAUUUGGGUUAAAUAUCAAGUCCAGGAUGAUGCUAAACCAUACAGAGGAAAGUUGUUUGAAGUGAACAGAAAGUAGAUUUUGACGAUACAAGGGUUACAUUCCUAUAUGUGCAA